GCCAGUUAGACACCACAGAGGACCACCGAGGGCCCAGCCAUGAAGAAGGAAUUCAAGAGCAAGGCCUUCUGGAGGGCCGUCCUGGCCGAGCUUGUGGGCAUGACCCUCUUCAUAUUCCUCAGCAUCGGGGCCGCCAUAGGGAACCCCAACAACGCCAACCCGGACCAGGAGGUGAAGGUGUCCCUGGCCUUCGGGCUGUCCAUCGCCACGCUGGCACAGUGCCUGGGCCACAUCAGCGGGGCCCACCUGAACCCGGCCGUCACCCUGGGACUGCUGGCCAGCUGCCAGAUCAGCGUCUUCAAGGCCGUCAUGUACAUCCUGGCCCAGAUGUUGGGGGCCACCGUGGCCAGCGGCAUCGUCUACGGAGUCCGCCCCGCCGCCAUCCAGGCCCUGGGGGUCAACAGCCUUAACGGCAUUAGCCCAAGUCAAGGCGUUGGCGUGGAGCUCCUGGCCACCUUCCAGCUAGUCCUGUGUGUCAUCGGCACAACCGAUAAAAGGCGUCGUGACGUCAUGGGCUCCGCCCCACUGGCAAUCGGGCUUUCAGUGGCCCUGGGACACCUAACAGCCAUCAGCUUCACUGGGUGUGGCAUCAACCCUGCCCGCUCUUUCGGGCCAGCAGUCAUCAUGGGAGCCUUUGACAACCACUGGGUGUACUGGGUGGGGCCCAUGUGCGGAGGAGUGGCAGCAGCCCUCGUUUAUGACUUCCUCCUCUACCCCAAAUUCGACGACUUCCCUGAGCGCGUGAAGGUUCUGGUUAGUGGCCCAGAUGGGGACUAUGACGUCAACGGACCAGAGGACACACCUGCAGUAGAAAUGUCAUCGAAGUAAAAAAAAAAAAAAAAAAAAAAAAGAGAGAGAGAGGGAGGUGUGUCAUUUUAUGUACAGUUCUCUAGAAGCUUACCUGUCCACUUGUAAAGUUACGUCACAUCUGUUCUGAAAAUAGAAUUUACACUUUUAUUCAACAGACACAAGUGGAGGACACAUUAUUUUAGCUGUGCAGUGUUGUUAUUGUUUAAUGCAAAUUCACAUUUUUUUACCAAACCACUCACUAGUCAAAUGAAAAAUGGAAAUUGCAUUUCUUGAGCACGCACUUUGAUUUCUUCAGUUCCUGAGAAAUUUACAAGAUAUUCCCUUUUAAUGAUUCUUAA
Molecule: messenger RNA, 1148 nt
Organism: Megalops cyprinoides (Indo-Pacific tarpon)
Lineage: Eukaryota; Metazoa; Chordata; Actinopteri; Elopiformes; Megalopidae
Product: aquaporin-1-like
Exons: 4
Coding region: 40-828 (262 amino acids)
Biological process (GO): renal water transport; carbon dioxide transmembrane transport; hyperosmotic response
Cellular component (GO): membrane
Molecular function (GO): water channel activity; carbon dioxide transmembrane transporter activity; ammonium channel activity
Source: RefSeq, a predicted model, not a curated record